Messenger RNA from Paramecium pentaurelia, 1161 nucleotides. NCBI's taxonomy places the organism in Eukaryota, Ciliophora, Oligohymenophorea, Peniculida, Parameciidae. The record is from the annotation of a GenBank genome assembly.
AUGUCAUUAUAAAAAAUAUAUUAUGUGCCUGAGCCUCUGAAACCUUCACCAAAUUAUCGGGAAAUUGUCAAGUAGUGAAAAGAAUAUAUGUAGAAAAUUAAUAGAUUCUAGACAAGAGGAUAAAUAAAAAAUAGAUGAAUAUUUAGAUCAUUUCCAACCCACAAUUGAUGAAACAAGAGAGAAACAAGAUUAAUUUCUUGGCAAAAGGUGUUUUUUCUAUAAUAUUAUUUCAGAUAUCGAUCUAUUUUAUAAGCACUUGAAAGGGCCAAGAACAACUUAGUUAAAUAUAAUUUAUCUUUAUUGGAAUUGCAAGAUAAAAUUGAAAAAAGUGUUGAAAUCAGAAAAGUACUUGAAGAUGUUAACAAUUAUAAAACAUAUAGUGAAGCAUUAACAGAGAAUAUCAAUAAGUUAUAAAAUCAAAUAUAUGAACAUACUACAAGAUGUAAGAAUCUCAAAAGAGUCAUUGAAUAUAAACAUGCUGCACUUAAUAAAUAAAAUUCAAAAAAUCUUGUUCUUUUAAGAGAAAUCAAUGCAGCCAGACAUCAAUUAAAAAAAUAAAAGAAAACAUCAGAUACUUAAAGAACUUAAUAAUAAACUACAUUUUAUCCUUAAAAACCAUUAAGUCAGUCUAGUUAAAAGUAAGAAUAAUUAACUGAUCCCUAAAUUGAUUAAAUCAAAUAUGAGAAUAAAUAAAUGAGAUAUUAAUUAACUUCAUAUAGGAAUAACAAAUAUUUAAAGAUGGAAUUAUUUAAUGAAUGUAUGGAAGCUUAUAAAAGGUAUAAUCUAAGAUUUAUUAUUAAUUAGAUAUUUUUCUAAAUCCUAAAAAGUAGUCAAGAAUUCUGGUUUAUAACAUUCUUUACUUUUCUUUAUAUAAAAGGCAUAAUUUUCAUUAUAAGAUAAUGCUGCAAAUAAUAGAUAUAAUCAUAAAAAUUUAAAGAGUGUAAUGGCAGGAAGAUAAAUUAGAAAUUUAGUUCAUGAUACACUCAAAUAGAUGGCAGAAGAUAAAUAAAAUAAAAAAAAUCCAUCCUUUGAUAAUUUACAAUUGGAAUGGGAAAUUUAUAAAGAUUAUAAUGCAAUGCAAAUAGUUGCUUUGAUGUGUUUGAAGCCUAAAAUAUUUGCUGAAUUGGGUUAAAUGUUUUAAUAAGAAGUUUUACAUUGAAU